AUGGGGUGUUUUCGUUGUUAUGGAGAAUCGUCAAUUAAGAAACCAGAGAAAUUGAGGAAAAACAAUAACUAUAAUCGACACAGAAGAGCUGAUCAUGCAUCGCCAAAUAGAGAUGCGUUGCGACUGAGCACGCGUAAAGGUGCGAAGGAAGAGACUGAGGUCCUAAACCAACGUGCCGUGGAAAAGGAGGUGGAUGCGAGUAAGAGCCCUUCUAGCGAUGGAGAGACCCAUAGUGUCAAAGCACGAACCUUUAUGUAUGCUGAAUUGCUGGCUGCGACGCAGAGUUUCAAGGCAGAAAACUUUUUGGGUGAGGGCGGUUUUGGAAAAGUUUAUAAAGGUCAGUUGCAGGAGACAAACGAGAUUGUAGCUAUAAAGCAACUUGAUCGCAAUGGAUGCCAGGGCAUUCGGGAGUUUGUUGUAGAAGUUUUGACAUUGAAUAUGGCCGAACAUCCUAAUCUUGUUAAAUUGAUUGGUUAUUGUGCUGAAGGAGAUCAGAGGCUGUUGGUAUAUGAGUUCAUGCCACUAGGUUCAUUGGAGUACCAUUUGCACGACCAUCGUCCAAAUACAAAACGACUCGAUUGGAAUACUAGAAUGAGGAUAGCAGCUGGUGCUGCAAAAGGCUUGGAGUAUUUGCAUGAUAAGAUGAAACCACCGGUUAUAUAUCGUGAUCUGAAAUGCUCCAACAUUUUGCUCGGGGAAGGAUAUCAUCCCAAACUAUCUGAUUUUGGAUUGGCGAAAGUGGGUCCAUCUGGAGAUCAGACACAUGUCUCCACCAGAGUGAUGGGCACAUAUGGAUAUUGUGCACCUGAAUAUGCAAUGACUGGCCAACUGACUUUCAAGUCCGACAUUUACAGUUUUGGUGUUGUUCUUCUGGAGAUCAUUACGGGAAGGAAAGCUAUUGACAAUCGAAAAACUGGUGCAGAGCAAAAUCUCGUUGCAUGGGCUCGACCAUCGUUCAAGGACCGGAAAAAAUUCUACAAAAUGGCUGAUCCGGCACUGGAAGGUCAAUAUCCCGUGAGAGGCUUAUUCCAGGCUCUUGCAAUUGCUGCAAUGUGUGUGCAGGAGGAACCCCACAUGCGGCCCCUCAUUGCAGAUGUCGUUUCAGCACUGAAUUUCCUUGCGUCCCAGACAUAUGAUCCUAGUAGAGUGAAACCAGAUGGAUUAGAUCGCUUGUCCUCCCCGGCCACCCUCUUUCUAUGUAAAUGUGAAUGCGAGAGGCAAACUCUCUCCUCCCCAAGAAGGAAAUUUGAAGAAAACCCAGAGCUUCCCCUCCACAACAAGCGUUCUGGCAAUCCCAAGAGGGAGAUUUCAGGGUCUCCGACUGUUGGCUCAUCUGAUCCAUUUGAAAAAAAGAAAUAUUUCUCCCCGUUGCAACUCUGA
Messenger RNA from Fraxinus pennsylvanica, 1380 nucleotides. The record is from the annotation of a GenBank genome assembly. Lineage: Eukaryota; Viridiplantae; Streptophyta; Magnoliopsida; Lamiales; Oleaceae.